This is a messenger RNA of Cuscuta europaea, 4937 nucleotides long. The record is from the annotation of a GenBank genome assembly. Lineage: Eukaryota; Viridiplantae; Streptophyta; Magnoliopsida; Solanales; Convolvulaceae.
CUCGCAACCAAAAACCGGCUGGCUUUCGUAAAUACCCCACCUGGAGAAUUUCUCGCAGCUGAAAGCCGCCCGGCUUUGGCGAAAGCCGCCCGGCUUUCGUUAAGCCUGGGGAUUUCUGCGCUGCUGAAACCCGGCCGGGUUUCGUAGAAACCGGCCAACCUUCGAAAUCACUCCACGAAUAAAACCACGACGACGAAAACCGGCCGGCUUUCGUGAAAGCCGCCCGGCUUUCGUGAUUUUCAUAAUGGGAUUUUUUCUCGCAGACGAAAACCGGCCGGCUUUCGUGAAAAGCGGCCGGCUUUCACCUAGUUGGGUCCUAGAACGGUCCUAAAGGCUAGUAACCGGGAAUUUUCGGACGGGUGUCAAACGGACCCCACCCGAACCACAACCAACAUACUCUACGACUUAAGAAACAAGCCUAUUAAUUAGAUAGUGUGUCUUACAUUACUUAUGAAUGUAGGAACACUAAAGAUAAACGGGAGAGACGCAAGGAUCCUUAUUGAUACCGGGGCGCAACGAUCAUUUGUGAGUGAGGCGUUCGCCAGCGGAUUCAACGGACCACUUGUACCGAUGACUCAAACCCUAUUGGUGUCCACGCCUCUAGGGGAUGAUAUCGAGAGAGAUAGCCACUAUCCAUCGUGUGAGGUGGAGGUGGAGGGACAGAACUUGACGUGUGACUUCGUACCGCUGAGCAUAAUCGAGUUUGAUGCAAUCCUCGGGAUGGAUUGGCUUGAGAAACAUCAUGCUAGGGUCGAUUGCUACACGAAGAUCCUUGAACUCGAAGGCGGUGAAGGGUUGACCUUACACUUCGAGGGGGAUAGAGGCAAAUCAAACAGUUGUAUCAUAUCCGCCGUGAGGGCGAGGAAUAUGAUGAGAAAGGGAUGCCACGCGUACCUAGCGUAUGUGGUGGACAAAACCAAAGAAGAGAUAGACAUCAAUAAUGUGAGAGUAGUGUGCAAGUAUCCGGAUGUCUUCCCAAAAGACUUGCCAGGACUUCCACCCGAUAGGGAGAUUGAAUUCGUGAUCGAGGUUGAACCCGACACCAAACCAAUCUCUAUACCGCCAUACAGAAUGGCACCCGCUGAACUUAACGAGUUGAAAACCCAAUUGCAAGAGCUAUUGGAUAACGGUUUCAUAAGGCCGAGUCACUCUCCGCGGGGAGCACCGGUCCUUUUCGUGAAAAAGAAAGAUGGAACACUUCGAAUGUGCAUAGACUAUCGUCAACUGAACAAGGUCACAAUCAAGAAUAGGUAUCCCUUGCCUAGGAUUGAUGACUUGUUUGAUCAGCUCCGAGGAGCGACGGUGUUUUCGAAGAUUGACUUGAGGUCGGGAUACCACCAACUGAAGAUAAAGGAGGAUGACAUACCGAAGAGUGCAUUCCGCACAAGGUAUGGUCAUUUCGAGUUCCUGGUUAUGUCAUUCGGGCUAACCAACGCCCCGACGGCAUUUAUGGACUUGAUGAACCGAGUAUUUCAUAAAUACUUGGACCGGUUUGUGAUUAUGUUCAUAGAUGAUAUCCUUAUUUACUCGAAGAGUGAAGAAGAGCGUGAGGAGCACUUGAUACUUGUUCUUGAGACACUACGGGAGAAGCAACUCUAUGCCAAGUUUUCCAAAUGUGAAUUUUGGCUAAGGGAGAUUGGCUUUCUCGGGCAUGUGGUUUCGGGAUCAGGGAUUGCCGUAGAUAACAAGAAGAUUGAGGCCAUUACUGAAUGGGAGAGGCCAAAGAACGUCAAGGAAAUUCGUAGUUUCCUUGGAUACCCUGCCGAAAAUUUGUGGAGAAGUUCUCAGUUUUGGCAUCGCCAUUGACAAAGCUCACUCGAAAGGGGGCCAAGUUUGUAUGGGAUGACCAAUGUGAGAAGGGAUUCCUUGAACUGAAGAAGUGGUUGACUGAGGCACCGGUACUCGCACUACCCAAACAGGGUGUGGGGUACGAUGUCUACAGUGACGCAAGCAUCCAAGGGCUUGGAUGUGUCUUGAUGCAGAAUGGGAGGGUGAUUGCCUAUGCUUCACGACAGUUGAAGAAGCAUGAGGUAAAUUAUCCCACUCAUGACUUAGAGCUGGGGGCGGUGGUGUUCGCAUUGAAGAUUUGGAGACAUUAUCUCUACGGGGAAACAUGCCAUAUAUACACCGACCACAAAAGUCUGAAGUACGUGUUUACUCAAAAAGAGUUAAACAUGAGACAGAGACGGUGGAUGGAGUUGAUAAAAGACUACCAUCUAGUUAUCGAGUACCACCCCGGUAAAGCCAACGUGGUAGCGGAUGCCUUGAGCCGAAAGAAUUCAUCUGGGGCAUUAUUGACUAGCUUGAGGGCAUUGAGAGCCCAAUUGGAGGUAUCCAACGAUGGUGCCUUGUUAGCUAGAUUCGAGGUGAGACCUACAUUACUUGAUGAAAUCAAGAAGGGUCAAGAAACCGACGAAGAACUUAUGAAGAUCCGUGAACGCAUGCUAGCGGGACCGGUUGAGGAUUUCAGGGAGAGAGACGAUGGUCUCUUAUUAUUUCGUGACCGAGUGUGUGUACUGUUGGAUGAUGAGCUCCGAAAGUCCAUCUUAGAGGAGGCUCAUUCAUCGGCGUAUGCCAUGCACCCGGGAGGCACGAAGAUGUACCGUGAUUUGAAGGAAAGUUACUGGUGGUCGGGUAUGAAGAGGGAAAUAGCUGAGUACAUUAGUAGGUGUCUUACUUGUCAGCAAGUUAAGGCAGAACAUCAACAUCCGGCUGGGUUACUACACCCACUUUCCAUUCCCGAAUGGAAGUGGGAGCACGUGACUAUGGAUUUCGUGGUGGGGCUGCCACGAACGGUUAAGAACUAUGAUGCCGUAUGGGUGGUGGUCGAUAGGCUCACGAAGAGUGCACACUUUCUGCCUAUCAACACUACCUAUGCACUGGAGAGGUUAGCCAAGUUGUAUGUGGACGAGAUCGUGAGGCUACAUGGGGUUCCUAUAACCAUUGUAUCCGAUAGAGAUCCGCGAUUCACAUCACGGUUUUGGCCGAAGUUCCAAGAAUCUAUGGGGACCAAAUUGAAAUUCAGUACAGCUUUUCAUCCACAAACGGAUGGGCAAUCUGAGCGGGUUAUACAGAUAUUAGAGGAUAUGCUGAGAGCCUGUGCAUUGGAGUUCCAAGGGAGUUGGGACAACCAUUUGUCACUUGUGGAGUUUUCCUAUAACAACAGUUAUCAGGCGAGUAUAGGCAUGCCUCCAUACGAGGCAUUGUAUGGGAGGAGAUGUCGUACACCGUUGUGUUGGGAUGAGGUUGGCAUGGCCAAACUCGAGAACACGGAAUUGGUGGAGAUCACCAAGUCUAAGGUGAAGAUGAUUCGUGAGAGACUUAAGGCGGCCCAGGAUAGACAGAAAAGUUACGCCGAUAAGCACCGAAGAGCCUUGGAGUUUAAGGUGGGGGAUGAAGUAUUUUUGAAAGUUUCACCUUGGAAGGGAAUCAUCCAAUUUCAGAGCCGAGGGAAACUUAACCCACGAUACAUAGGGCCAUUCGUGGUUCUUGAGAGGAUUGGGGCCGUGGCAUACCGAUUACAGUUGACUCCAGAAUUGGAGAAGAUACAUAACGUAUUCCAUGUGUCUAUGCUUAAGAAGUAUAUGCCGGAUCCAUCUCAUGUAUUUCUUGAAUUAUGCAAGUCAAGAAAUUGAGAAGCAAGAAAGUUCCAAUGGUUAAAGUCCUUUGGAAAAGUGACCGAGUCGAAGAGGAAACUUGGGAAACGGAAGCUUUGAUGAAAGAGCAAUACGCAUUUUUGUUUGAAUAAGCACUGUGAAUUUCGGUGACGAAAUUCCCGUUAAGGGGGGGUGAACUUGUAACACCGACCCCGAGCAUAUUUGCUUUCAGUAAAUUAUGUAAUAAACCUUGGAAGAUGAUUUAUGAAUUUGCGUAGUGGUAAAUUUUUAUUAUUUCUUUUACGUGAAUAGUAAAUUGCAUGUGGGGCCCACAGCGGGAACGGGGACCGCCCGAUAAUUCCCGAACCACAUAUUAUAUUCAUCUUGGUCUAGAUAAUAUGUAUAUGGUGGUGGAUAUUUUAUUUGGGCCAUAAGAAAGGCAUGGAGUUGACCGGUUGGUCAAACGGGGCCCAAUUACGGUAUUGGAAAUUUAACGGAUAACAGCCCGAAAUGAGUUCCGGAGGCUUCUAAAUUAAUGUUGGGGAAUGUACAUCUAUUCUAAAGGUCCAUAAUUAUUAGGGACGCGUGAUAUAUUUUAUUUGGCCCGAUGAAAUAAAAUAUAAUUAAAACGGACCGAGAAAUACAACUUUCGGGGCCGAUUGUACACACCGGGACAUAAUGGGAUGACCUCCCACAUAAGGGGGGCCACCCCACGUUUUUAGGUGACCAGAUUGACAAGUUAAGGGGGAGGGGCGUGCAUGAGGAAGCCUCAUGGAGACAAAGCCUACACCCACCCAUUAACUCCCUUGUCUUACUCCCUCAAUCAUCCCUCAAAUUGAUUGAGGAGAAGAUAUCCCCCCAUUCCAUUUCACCCGCACAAGCCUAACCUCAAGAGAGAGAGGAAGCUCUGGAGUUGACUUCUACAAACCUCAGCCACAGUUGGAGAAAGCUAGGAGGAAGGAAACCCAAGAGAAACUAAGUCAAAAGAAAGACCACGAAAGCCGCCCGGCUUUUGCCCAGGCAGUCCAGUUUUGCCUUUGCAUCGGUUUAAAACGAGGAUUUAUCAGGGAGCUCAACAAAGGCAACUAUUUCAGCACAUCAUAAGUUUCAGGUAGAACUUGAAGUUGCUACCAUUGCCCGUUGCUUCGGGAGGCUCAAGGGAGGAAGACGUGGUUCGUGCUUCUUCCGUUCUGUUUUAAAAACAAUUAAGUUAAUGCUCAUGGAUACUAUUUUAUUAAUGAUUACUUUGGGGGCUUGUAUGCCUAGUUAUGCCAAGUGUGGCUUGAACAAUUGUAAUAACGCUUCAGCUAUUUUAAAUGCAUGUUUUACAUUAUGUUUGUU